Molecule: messenger RNA, 867 nt
Organism: Carassius carassius (crucian carp)
Lineage: Eukaryota; Metazoa; Chordata; Actinopteri; Cypriniformes; Cyprinidae
Gene: mgme1
Product: mitochondrial genome maintenance exonuclease 1
Biological process (GO): mitochondrial DNA replication
Cellular component (GO): mitochondrion
Molecular function (GO): single-stranded DNA exodeoxyribonuclease activity
Source: RefSeq, a predicted model, not a curated record
AUGUUCAGACUGGUGAUACAAUGCAAGUGUGUGAGAUCAGAAGGUUUCCCCUCUGGUAAUUUCUUGCUUGUGGACAACUUUUCAACCAGCUGUCAAUGGCGAGCACGGAAAAAGGUCAGCCAGUACAGCACAGUGGACACAGAGCGGUAUUCAUAUCUGGUGCGAGAGGUGUUGUCGUCAAAAACCAGCUCCCAGACUCCUGAAAGCAUCGAGGAUGAGGACUGUCAGCUGUAUGGACCUAUAAUAAGAUCAAGACCGCCUUCACAACAGCCCAAAGUACCUAAAAACCUGCAUCCACUGUUAAAUGAGGCCAAAAAUCAGUCGGAGUAUGUGCCAGGAGAUUUGGCUCGUAUAACAUUAAAGAGAGACUCAAAGACAUCUACACCCAGUGUGACCCGAAUCCUUCAGAAGACCAUGCUGCCUGACCAAGCCUUUUACCUGGAAAGAAAUAACGUUCUGAUUAAUCUGUGUUAUGUUUAAGAUAUUUUCAGACAAGGAAAGCUGUUCCAUGCUGCCAUUGAAGACACUUUCACCCAGGAAACCUUGUCUAAGGAGGACCACGAGUGUCCAGCAGAGGUGUCCGGAUAUGUAGAGAGUGUAUCUAAUGUGUUGAAUGAUAUAACAGGAGUGAGAGCUAUUGAGAGUGCUGUGCACCAUUCUGCAUUACAGUACCUUGGCAUUGUAGAUUGUGUUGCCCAAUACAGAGGUUCACUGUGUGUCAUUGACUGGAAGACCUCAGAGAAGCCUAAGCCCUUCCUUCGACAAACUUAUGACAAUCCAUUACAAGUAGCUGCGUACAUUGGAGCUUUGAGCUGUGACCACAACUACCAGUCUUCCAUCUCUUCCAUGUCAUUUAUGUACAAGUAG